This is a messenger RNA of Saccharomyces eubayanus, 2430 nucleotides long. RefSeq names its product flavin adenine dinucleotide transporter (gene FLC1). The coding region runs from base 1 to 2430 and encodes 809 amino acids. Gene Ontology annotation, biological process: fungal-type cell wall biogenesis; transmembrane transport. The transcript has a single exon. Lineage: Eukaryota; Fungi; Ascomycota; Saccharomycetes; Saccharomycetales; Saccharomycetaceae. The record is from RefSeq and is a predicted model, not a curated record.
AUGAGAGGAUUUUCACUGCUACACAGCGGAGCAAACACAGCGCCGAGGAUGCAAGCACUACUGACAGUAUGGUAUCUGAUAAGCGCAUGUCUGGUGGCACCAGUGGCAGCCAAGAAAAGGACGCUGACGGCGACGUCGCUGGUCACGUGCAUGGAGAAUUCACAGCUAUCGGCCAAUAGCUUCGAGGUGUCGUUCUCUCCAGACGACAGAGCACUGCAUUAUGAUCUGGAUAUGACCACGCAGAUCGAUUCAUACAUCAGCGCGUACGUGGACGUGUACGCGUACGGGUUCAAAAUCAUAAAGGAGGACUUCGACGUGUGCUCUAUGAACUGGAAGCAGUUCUGCCCCGUGCACCCAGGUAACAUCCAGAUCGACUCGAUCGAGUACAUCGCGCAGAAUUACGUGGACAUGAUUCCCGGGAUCGCGUACCAAGUGCCGGAUAUCGACGCGUACUUGAGGCUUAACAUUUACAACAACGUUAGCGAGAAUUUGGCGUGCAUCCAGGUUUUCUUUUCCAAUGGGAAGACCGUUUCGCAGAUCGGUGUCAAAUGGGUCACUGCUGUCAUAGCCGGUAUCGGUUUGCUGACCUCGGCCAUUCUGUCCACUUUCGGGAGCUCCACAGCGGCAUCGCACAUUUCAGCAAACACCAUGUCGCUGUUCUUGUACUUCCAGUCCGUCGCCGUCGUCGCGAUGCAACACGUUGAUAGCGUCCCACCCAUUGCUGCGGCGUGGUCGGAAAACCUGGCUUGGUCGAUGGGGUUGAUCCGUAUCACAUUCAUGCAGAAGAUUUUCCGUUGGUACGUGGACGCGACCGGGGGCUCUGCGUCACUGUAUUUGACAGCGACAACAAUGUCUGUGCUCACGCAGAGAGGCCUGGACUACCUAAAAGCCACCUCCAUCUACAAGAGGGCCGAAAACGUCUUGUAUGGUAACGCAAACACUUUGAUCUUCAGAGGUAUCAAAAGAAUGGGGUACCGUAUGAAAAUUGAAAACACCGCCAUCGUCUGUACAGGGUUUACGUUCUUUGUAUUAUGCGGGUACUUUUUAGCCGGGUUUAUCAUGGCCUGUAAGUAUGGUAUUGAGCUGUGCAUAAGAUGUGGCUGGGUACGAAGUGACCGGUUUUACCAAUUCAGACAGAAUUGGAAGUCCGUUUUAAAGGGUUCCUUAUUAAGAUACCUCUACAUUGGAUUUACGCAACUGACCAUUUUAAGUUUUUGGGAGUUCACCGAAAGAGAUUCCGCGGGGGUUAUAGUCAUUGCAUGUUUGUUUAUCAUCCUAUCAUGCGGAUUGAUGGCUUGGGCUGCAUACAGAACGAUUUUCUUUGCUAGCAAGUCCGUGGAAAUGUACAACAACCCAGCCGCCUUAUUGUAUGGUGACGAAUACGUCCUAAACAAGUACGGGUUUUUCUACACCAUGUUCAACGCAAACCAUUAUUGGUGGAACGCCGUCUUGAUGACGUACGUUUUCAUUAAGGCGCUAUUCAUUGGAUUUGCACAAGCUUCUGGUAAAACACAAGCGUUGGCAAUUUUUAUCAUUGAUCUAGCAUAUUUCGUUGCCAUCAUUCGUAAUAAACCAUAUCUGGACCGUCCAACAAAUAUCGUCAACAUUUUUAUUUCCACUGUUACCUUGGUCAAUUCGUUCCUUUUCAUGUUUUUCUCAGACUUAUUCAAUCAGAACUACGCUGUGUCUGCCGUUAUGGGUUGGGUGUUUUUCAUCAUGAACGCCGCUUUCUCUUUAUUGUUAUUAUUAAUGAUCUUAACCUUUACGGCAAUUAUUGUAUUUUCCAAGAAUCCAGACUCAAGAUUCAAACCAGCAAAGGAUGACAGAGCAUCUUUCCAAAGACAUACUAUUCCCCACGAGGGCGGUUUGAAUAAAUCCGUGGCUAACGAGUUAAUGGCUCUAGGUAAUGUGGCAAAGGAUCAUACUGAAAACUGGGAAUACAAAUUAAAGAGUCAAGAAGGCAAAAGUGACGAAAAUCUUUUCGGCGUCGAUUACGACGAUGAGAAAACCGGUUCCAACUCAGAUAAUGCAGAAAAUAGUAGUAAAGAGACUACUCGUCCGACUUUCUCCGAGAAAGUUUUACGUUCAUUAUCCAUCAAGAGGAAUAAGAGUAAGCUUGGCAGCAAUAGAAGGAAAACUCCCGUGAAGGUAGCACAGAAAGAGCCAUCAACCGGCAGUACAAACUCUUCGCCUAUCAACAAAUCAUACCCCGGUAUUUCGCAUAUGAGGCAAGAAUCUGAGGCAAACAAUGGUCUAAUAAACGCCUACGAAGACGAAGAAUUCAAUCUGAUGGAACCAAACGUGCCAGAAGAUGCAACCAGUUUCAAUCAAAUGGACAUUAUGCCAAUACGAGAUAUGAGUUUGAACAGCAUGCCAAAUACCCAAGACGUUACCAAAAAGGCAAAUAUCCUGGAUUCUAAUUAUUUGUAG